AUGUUGCGAGUCGGGUCCUGGUUGUACGGCAAGAAGCCGGCACAGUCUGUGGACUCACUGGUUGAGUUGAAAGACUUGCACGAGGCGAUGGCAGCGGCAACUCUGAUUCUCAAUGAUGAUGUCGAUGGUGCGGAGAGUGGUCUCUCAACGGGCACUUCGUCUUUUCACAAUUUAGCUAAAGGCGUGGUCGCAUUCGUCCGGGCAACAUUAGGCUUCGAGCAGGAGAUUAUGCGACAAGCAUCCGAACGUCUUUAUGAAGCAGAAACCAGCGCAGCCAGCGAUCAAACUCGGUCUCAGCAAAACGCCCAAGCACCUAAUGCCUUUCACUCCGAUAUCUAUGCCACCGGUACCGAAUAUGCGUUGUGCCAGGCAAUCGCUCAAUUGAUGAGUGCGGUUGUCGGGGUACUGAAUGAAAGCUUGACAGAAAGUAUCAAAGCAUUCUACCGGCUGAGAAAGGCUUAUAUCGCACUGGACGCUAUCAUGAAGAUGGAAGAAAAGUUUAUGGAGCAGAGGGAUAUACGCAAAGCUCUAUUGCCCACUGCAAUUGAUCUCUCAAGCUCGAGCGCUGCAUGCCCAGACACAAAGUCGGAUUCGUCCAGUCUUACAUCGAAAAAAGGCGCAAGUGUGGCUGCCGUCGAGCAAACUGAGCUCAGUUCAUCAAUGAAUGGGUUGGCAAUCUCUCCCCGAGCGGUAUCUCCAGAUGUGGCAACGGCCACUUCGACACCUGUAAAGCAUAUCCACCACGAUCCUGACUCGGACAUCUUCAAAAACGAAAUCGAUAUUUUUGUGCACUCUGGUGCCAACUUCUGUUUUGGCAUUCUUCUUCUACUUAUAUCCAUGGUUCCACCGGCAUUCAGCAAGCUUCUUUCCAUUAUUGGCUUCCACGGCGACAAGCAACGAGGGCUGAGAAUGCUCUGGCAAGCUAGCAAGUUCCACAACUUUAUCGGUGCCAUGGCUGCUUUGGCACUACUAGGAUAUUACAACGGCUUUGUCCGCUACUGUGAUAUUAUGCCCGACCCAACUCCUGGCGAAGCCGACGUUGAGGGAUACCCGCAGGAGAGGCUGGCUGCAUUGCUGGCGGAGAUGCGGUCUCGGUUCCCCAACAGUCAACUUUGGCUGAUCGAAGAAUCGCGGAUGCUAGGCGCGAAUAAGGACCUGGGCAAGGCCCUGGAACUACUGUCCACGGACAAAAAGAGCCCUCUCAAGCAGGUCGAGGCGCUGUGCGUGUUCGAAAAGAGCUUGAACGCACUGUUCCUCCACAGAUAUGAUAUCUGCGCUGAGGCAUUCAUCGAAUGUGUGGGCCUUAACUCGUGGUCUCGUUCGUUAUAUUACUACAUCGCCGGAUCGUGCCAUGUUGCCCUGUUUCGGCAAUCUCUCCAUGACCCCAAACUUGCAGAGAAACACGCCAAGAAAGCCACUGUAUAUAUGCGGAAGGCACCCGAAUUCGCUGGGAAAAAGAAAUUUAUGGCCCGACAACUACCAUUUGAUGUCUUUGUGACUCGGAAACUAGCCAAAUGGGAGGCGCGCGCCAAAGAAUGGAAGGUGUCUCUGGUGGAUGCGAUUGGAGUUGAUCCUAUCGAAGAAAUGAUCUUCUUCUGGAACGGACAUAGUCGUAUGACCAGCGAGCAGCUAGAAGAGUCCCUAGAUCGUCUGAAAUGGUGUGAAAGCGAACACAACAAGACUUGGUCUCGUGAGGGGAUUGAAGAAAAGGCGAUCUUGGAGCUUCUUCGGGCUGCCAUUUUGCGAUCACUGCACAGACACGACGAGGCGAAAAAUAUCCUGCAGACUCGCGUCUUGAGCCACGACAAGUCUUUCUUUAAGGGCCACCUAAAGGAUGACUGGGUCCACCCAGUGGCGCAUUUCGAGAUGGCCGCCAACUUCUGGAUGGAGCGCCCCACAUACCAGGCCCUGCAUGGGAUUACUGCUUCCCCCAAGGCGUCGGACGAAGCGUCGGUGGGAUCUGGGAAGACACGCUCAGAGACCGAGAGAAAGCAGGUAUCCAAGUGCAAGGAAAACCUCGAUCAUGCUGCUCGCUGGGACAGCUACGAGCUCGACGCUCGUGUAGGACUCAAGGUUACUGCGGCGAUGGAAGCGGUCCAUAAAUGGGAGGCUAUGCAUCCUACCAUCUAA
Messenger RNA from Penicillium digitatum Pd1, 2130 nucleotides. RefSeq names its product TTC39/IML2 family protein. Gene Ontology annotation, cellular component: nucleus; mitochondrial outer membrane; cytosol. The record is from RefSeq and is a predicted model, not a curated record. NCBI's taxonomy places the organism in Eukaryota, Fungi, Ascomycota, Eurotiomycetes, Eurotiales, Aspergillaceae.